Molecule: messenger RNA, 764 nt
Organism: Leguminivora glycinivorella
Lineage: Eukaryota; Metazoa; Arthropoda; Insecta; Lepidoptera; Tortricidae
Product: DNA-3-methyladenine glycosylase 1-like
Exons: 1
Coding region: 147-764 (205 amino acids)
Biological process (GO): DNA alkylation repair; base-excision repair
Molecular function (GO): DNA-3-methyladenine glycosylase activity
Source: RefSeq, a predicted model, not a curated record
AAAGUAAGUUUGUUAUUUUGUACUCAUUGAGAUAAAGAACCAAAGUACUAUUUGUUGUUGUGAGGUUGGAAAACUUGGAAAGUACAGUACGGAAGACAGAAAUUACCUGAGUUAUUCGAUUUAUUAACUUUAUCAUAUGUAACAUAAUGAAAGAAACAAAUACGGAGACUAGUACAGAGAUCAUUCGUUGUGGCUGGUUAAAUCAAGAUCCAAUUUACAUCGCCUACCACGACGAAGAAUGGGGAAAACCACAACAUGAUGAAAUAAAACUCUUUGAAAUGCUAUGUUUAGAAGGACAACAGGCUGGACUUUCGUGGAUAACAGUUUUGAAAAAGCGCGAUCACUACCGUAACUUGUACUUUAAUUUCAACCCAAUUAAAAUUGCAAAAUUAGGGGCAAGUGAUGUUGAAACAUAUUUAAAGGAUCCUGGAAUUGUCAGACAUAAAGGGAAAAUAGAAUCUAUUAUAAACAAUGCCAAAUGCUUCCUGAAACUGGAAGCAGAGGGGGAUAAUUUUUCAGAAUUUAUUUGGAGUUUUGUAGACCAUAAACAAAUAGUAAAUAACUGGAGCACUCACAAAGAAAUUCCAACGGAGACUGCCAAUUCAAAAGCUAUGUCAAAAGCUCUAAAAGCUAAAGGCUUUAAAUUCAUUGGAUCAACUAUUUGUUAUGCAUUUAUGCAAGCUUGUGGGCUUGUUGAUGAUCAUAUAAUUAAUUGUGUUAGCCGUAAAAAUAAUAAAUAUGAAUCAAAAGUUGUUUUGUUUUAA